CGGCCCGGCUUGGCUCAGGCGCGGCGCGGGCAGCCGCGGGGGCCUUGCGCGCCCGGGAACAUGGCGGCAGCUCUGAGCCGCGCUCUGCUGCGGGCGGGCGCCGGGCGGCUGCUGUUCCGACCGCCCCUGGAAGUGGCCGUCCCCGGCCUGGAGCGUGACUUCAGCGUCUCUCACAGCCGGGACACCGUGGUCGUGGAGCGCUGGUGGAAGGUGCCGCUGGCUGGAGAGGGUCGGAAGCCGCGCCUGCACCGGCGACAUCGCGUCUACCGGCUGGUGGAGGACACGAAACACCGGCCCCAGGGCGACCUGGAGCUCAUCCUCACACAGUCCGUGGAUGAACUAGGAGUCCGGGGUGACCUGGUCUCCGUGAAGAAAUCUCUGGGCCGUAACCGACUGCUUCCCCAAGGAUUGGCUGUGUAUGCAUCCCCCGAGAACAAGAGGCUGUUUGAAGAGGAGAAAUUGAUGAGACAAAAAGGAAAAUUAGAGAAAAUCCAGACCAAGGCAGGGGAGGCGACAGUGAAAUUCCUAAAAAGUUGCCACCUGGAAGUAGGGAUGAAGAAUAAUGUCAAAUGGGAACUAAGCCCUGAGAUAGUUGCCCGCCAUUUCUUCAGAAACCUCGGCGUCGUGGUCUCCCCGCACGCAUUAAAGCUCCCGGAAGAGCCCAUCACGCGGAGGGGCGAGUACUGGUGUGAGGUGACGGUAAAUGGACUUGACACUGUGAGGGUUCCAAUGUCUGUAGUGAACUUUGAAAGGCCCAAGACGAAAAGAUACAAGUACUGGUUAGCCCAGCAAAGUGCCCAAGGAAGAGCCCCCAACAGCUCCCAGGGGGCCUGAGCUGCCCACCCACUGGGCAGUGAUGAUCCAGGAGCAGAGACAGGCCGACACCCCGAUCCAGCUUACCAGGAGCUCUCGGGCGCCCUGCUGACAGCACAUGUGCACCUACUCAAGUGUCUUAGUUUGCCAUCACAGCUGGUGGCUAUUUCCCACGGCCAGGCUGAUUGGGCCUGUAUUGCUGCAUAAAUACCAGGCUCUGGUUUUAAUGAAGAUUAAGAGAAGAAGCUGAAAGAAGACCAGGGCAGUCUCGAUCCCGAUCAGCCUCUUCCUUUGUUGGAAUUCACUGGAACAUAGAAAGAACUGGCCUGUGUCUGUGUGUAUUAUUUUGCUCAUUACUCAUUAUGCAAAGUGGAUUUCUAUCUCAGAAAUAAAGAGAUUAUGUUCUUA
This is a messenger RNA of Sorex araneus (European shrew), 1221 nucleotides long. It is a transcript of the gene MRPL9, whose product is annotated as mitochondrial ribosomal protein L9. Gene Ontology annotation, cellular component: mitochondrion; ribosome. Gene Ontology annotation, molecular function: structural constituent of ribosome. Gene Ontology annotation, biological process: translation. The record is from RefSeq and is a predicted model, not a curated record. The transcript is spliced from 7 exons. Bases 61 to 834 code for a protein of 257 amino acids. NCBI's taxonomy places the organism in Eukaryota, Metazoa, Chordata, Mammalia, Eulipotyphla, Soricidae.